AUGGCCAUGAAUAUGUGUAGCAAUAGUGGCGGUACUAAUGCUUGUGGAUGCUGUGGUGGUGGUGGUAGCGGCGGCGGAAGUAAUAGUAAUGGCGGUGGUGGUGGUAAUGGUAAUGGUAAUGGCGUUUCCAUAUGGAACUCCGGUAGUAUGAAGAAACAGCAACAGCAAAAACGUCCGAGAAUUCCGAAAAGAGGCCCCGGUGUUGCCGAGCUUGAGAAGAUCUUGAAGGAACAAGAAACAGCUGAUGUUACACCAACGCAGAGAGGGAAUAACGAAGGGUUUUCGAUGUCAUCGUCGUGUUAUAUUCCACAUCCGCCGCAGCCACAGCCAUCGUUGCGGCUGAAUUCUAAUAAUUUUCAUUCACUUCUACCGUUGUCGCAGAAAAUCGAUCUAACAGUGUCACCGGGAAUUAGAUCUAUGUAUGCUAACAGUAAUAUGUCUCCAUUAGGACGGAACAAUGGCGUUGGAUCUAUUGAACAUGAACUAUUUCGUCGUCGAAAUCUUAAUGAAGUUGCCGACGGAAGCCCGUCCGAAUCGGAAAAUUCUUCAUCUAGUGAAUCUAAUCAUGCCAAUUGUUCUUAUCCUGGAAUAGUUUCAAGGAGGAACAAUGUGGAUCCAUUACCUAAGAUGAAUGAAUUUCAUGGGAAUGGUGGCAAUCAAAAUGGAGUUUUGUCAAUCGGAUUGCCCAAUUUUUCAGUGGAGUCCCCUUCAGUCCAAAAUUCGCAUUACAACUACACAUCUAGGUCUAAUGAUGAACAAAUGAUGGCUGGCGGCCGCGUAAAGCGAUCUUAUUCUUCAUCAUUGGACAAUUCUCUGAUUCCGCCUUCAAAUUUCCAAGUUCUUCCGAGUUUCUCACGCCACAAUAGACCCCAACAGUCUUCAACAAAUGAAAGUCAUGGGAUUAGUAGCUACAAUCCCACCAACGAGUGUUACAGGGAUACAAAAUGGGGUAACACUUUGGAGCUAAGUAAUAAGAUUUUCAACUCUGAAAAUGUUGGCUCUAGUCAUACAAAAUAUCCCCCAUUUGUUGUUCCUGAAGUUCCUCCACCUCGACCUCCGUUGCAGUUUUUUCAAAGCAACCAUUCCAAAGUAAACAGGAUUCCUUGUCAAGUCACUGAAGACAAAGUAGAGAAUUCAAAUGAAGAAGAUCGUAAACCUUUCUUUAACUUCUUAGAAGUGAAGGGCCAAGAAGAGGUGACAGAUGGAACAAGUGGAUCAAAUAAUGGAGGAGAUGAAGGAGGAAGAGGUGGCAUUGAUCUUACAUUGAAGCUCUAA
Messenger RNA from Lathyrus sativus (Indian pea), 1275 nucleotides. The record is from the annotation of a GenBank genome assembly. NCBI's taxonomy places the organism in Eukaryota, Viridiplantae, Streptophyta, Magnoliopsida, Fabales, Fabaceae.